AGAUUUCAACACCUUAUACACAUUCACACUCGCUAAUAUUACGCAUUCUGAGCUGAUACGCUGCCCGGGCUUCAGUGCAGCACACGGGCUAUGGAACGGGACGCGUCUCCUCUCUUUCACUUCCACGAGCAGCAUGCGAGACGGGGACCGACAUGACAGCGAACAGCCGAGGGACCAAAGCCGCUCCUACCCCUGUGCAGCGGCGGCUGUCCGCGCUACCGAGGCCGGGAGCGGGUGUCCGGCUGCUCCGGUAUGCCGCGCUGGUGGCGGUGUGCGCGCUCUGCUACAGUAACUCUCUCUGGGGGGAGUUUGUUCAUGAUGAUAUUUGGGCUAUCAGCAACAAUCCAGAUGUCAGACCGGGCUCCAGCCUCCGGAGCAUCUUCACCAAUGACUUUUGGGGCAAACGGAUGGCUGAUAACACCAGCCACAAAUCCUACCGUCCGCUCUGCAUCCUCACUUUCAAGUUGAACAUUUUGUUGGGCGGCAUGACUCCAUUCUACUUCCACCUGGUGAAUGUGUUUCUGCACUGCGUGGUGACGGCGCUGCUCAUGCACACCUGCGAACAGUGUGUGUUUGAAGACAGCAACUUCUCUUUCCUCACCGCUCUGCUUUUCUCUGUACACCCCAUUCACACCGAAGCUGUGUCUGGGAUCGUUGGGAGAGCAGAUGUGUUAGCCAGCAUGUUGUUCCUCCUGGCCUUUCUCUCCUAUAUUAGGAGUGUGUCAGCGAGCAGAGCGGCGGACGAGUUUCCCCCUACAGUGUCAGUCUUGUCUCUGGCUCUCAGUCUGUUGUUGGGCACCUGUGCCAUGCUGGUGAAAGAGACGGGCAUCACGGUGUUUGGUGUGUGCGUCCUCUAUGAUUUCCUGGUGCUGUGCCGCAAGCCGCUCAUCUUGCACCUGUCGCGCUCCGGGUUGAAGGAGCUUGUCAGAAUUUCCUGCCCGUUUGUCAAACGUGCUUGCGUCAUCUCGUUACAUGUUACAGUCAUCAUGUCUGUCCGCUUAUGGUUGAUGGGUGGAUCCAUGCCGCUGUUCUCAGAGCAAGACAAUCCAGCAUCCUUCUCUCCAUAUCUGCUCACUAGGUUUCUUACAUACUGCUAUCUGCUCUCCUUCAAUGCCUGGCUCUUACUGGCUCCCAUAGUGCUUUGCUACGACUGGCAGGUAGGAAGCAUUCCUCUAGUGGAGUCUCUGUGGGACGGACGGAAUAUUGCUUCCCUGACUUUGGCUCUCGUCAUGCUGGCUCUGAGCCUGAACUGUGUUACACGCCUACAGAAGAUGAAAGGGACGGAGGUGUUGGUGGGCGUGCUGUUCUUGGUCUUUCCCUUCAUCCCAGCCAGUAAUCUGUUCUUCCGCGUGGGAUUUGUGGUGGCGGAAAGAGUUCUCUACAUGCCCAGUAUGGGUUACUGUGUUCUGGUGGUGCAUGGGCUGAACAGACUGUAUUCAGUGGUCAGUCGGUGGGGAGCGGCCGCACUAACUGUGUCCAUGCUGGUUGUCCUCCUCCUCUUCUCCUGGAAGACCGUCCAACAGAAUGAGAUCUGGCUCUCCAGAGAAGCCCUGUUCAGGUCUGGCAUUCAGACUUUACCUCACAAUGCUAAAGUUCAUUACAACUAUGCCAACUUCCUGAAGGACAGAGGGCGAAACCAAGAAGCCAUUUUCCAUUAUAAAACAGCCCUCAGACUGUACCCUCGACAUGCCAGUGCUCUGAAUAAUCUGGGCACGCUGACUCAUCAGGCUGAGGAGGCUGAAGUUUAUUACAGGAGAGCGCUGGACAUUAACCCUCAGCACAACAGAGCUCUCUUCAACCUGGGGAAUCUUCUGAAGUCUCAGGGGAAGGAGGAAGAGGCGGAGAAGAUGUUGAAGGAAUCGAUUCGGUUCGGUCCCCAUUUCGCUGAUGCAUACUCCAGCCUCGCCUCUCUAUAUGCUGACCAGGGACAUUCAAAAGAAGCAAAUGAAAUUUACACCAAGGGUAUUGAGAACUGUCCCGAUAGUUCUGACCUCCAUAACAACUACGGCGUGUUUCUGGUGGACACGGGUCAUGGGGAUCGUGCAGCCUUUCAUUACCAGGAAGCGGUGCGUCUCAAGCCAGCUCACUAUGUUGCCAUGGUGAACCUGGGCCGUCUUCUUCGCUCGUCCAAUGACAAUAAAGAGGCGGAGCUAUGGUACAAAAGGGCCCUGCAAGUGGUUCGUAAAGUGGAUAUCCUGACCCCUCUUGGGGCUUUAUACUACAAUACAGGUAGAUACGAGGAGGCACUGGAGGUUUACAGAGAGGCAGCCACACUGCAGCCCGACAGCACUGAUAUCUGGCUCGCCCUGGCACAGGUUUUAGCCAUGGCAGGUCGUUCUACAGAGGCAGAGAAAAUGACCCUGGGCAUCAUUUCAAAGACCAGCAACUGCAUUGAAUGUUACCGCUUGUUGUCUGCCAUCUAUAGCAAACAAGGCAACCACACUGAGGCGUUGGAUGCAUUGAAGACAGCACUGCAGCAGGAGCCGUCAGACCCUGCAGUGAGGGCAGAGCUGCACUUCUCCAUGGGCAACCAGCUCAGAGAGAUGAACGAGCUUGAUCGAGCCUUCCAGAGCUACAAGCUUGCUGUCGAGCUCAAACCUGACCAAUCACAGGCCUGGAUGAAUAUGGGCGGCAUUCAGCAUAUCAAGGGAGACUAUGCAGCAGCGCGAAUGUACUACCAAAGAGCUCUUCUCCUCUCACCCAGCUCCAAACUGCUGAAGGAAAAUCUGGCCAAGCUGGACAGACUAGAGAAAAAACUACAAGGGGCCUAGAGAGGAACAGUGAGACCUGAACUAUCAGCCAAAUGACAGAGGACGAGCAACCAAGAGACAGAAGGGUGAAGAGAGGGAGCGAACUAAGACAUGCAAACCACAGUCUGGAGAUGAUUAAUGACAGCUUCCUUCCCCUCCAGAGUUUACAGAGGGGCUCUAGGAUUGAAAUAAUCCAAAACUCUGACAUUUUUUUAGCCUCUGCAUCCAGGGCUGGAGCACGCAGAUACCACUGACCUCAGCGCAUCAGUGCAGAAUCUCACAACAACACAUUUCAGAAGCUCUCAUCAUUGUUUCUCGUCUCCAAAACCACUUUACGACUGCUUUAAAGUGCUCAGACGGGCACAGAUUGAGCGUUUGUUCUUGUUUUAAUCCGGCGUGUAAGCAGAGGUGCCGUCUCUGAGACUGAGAGGGGCUUUUUCUCGCAUGUGGAGCCGUUCCACUCGACCGCAGCGGCUCCGUUCAGCUUCACUGAUUGCAAAGCCUCGGAAAGCAUUUCAGACAAAUGCUGCAAGUUAUCAAAUAUGACUGUGUUCCAUGAACACGGCAGAUCUGCUUGUGUUUUGCUUCCAUGUUUUUUAUUUUACAUUUGAGUGAUUUAAAUGAAGGAAAAUAAAUGACAGGGUGCUUUAAUUUGCUCUUUUAUCUUGUACAUGCAUCAAUAUUGUGGAAUGUAUCUCGGACUAAAGGCGUUUGACCUGUGCAGUGAAUUACAUAUCAUAUUUUUCUCCUCAUAAGCUAUAAUACUGAAGUCUCUUUGAAUUGCAAUUAUGAAUAUCAUACAUAUCCUUGAACUGGGUCCCUGUGACAGUAAAUGGAUUUUAGUCAUAUUUUCGCUGGCCAGAGAUUGUCAUGCGAUACUCUUGAUUACACCGUAAUCUUUGCACUUACAUUUUGUUGCCAUAGGAACUGUUAUCAAGAACAUUUCUUGAAUUCAGCCGCAGCCGUGCUAAACAUGUCAUAGCAGAAACCAAUGUGAAGUAAUGUAUGAUUAUUUAAUAAAUAUUAUCCGAUACUUA
This is a messenger RNA of Ctenopharyngodon idella (grass carp), 3787 nucleotides long. It is a transcript of the gene tmtc1, whose product is annotated as transmembrane O-mannosyltransferase targeting cadherins 1. Gene Ontology annotation, biological process: protein O-linked glycosylation via mannose; RNA processing. Gene Ontology annotation, molecular function: mannosyltransferase activity; protein binding. The record is from RefSeq and is a predicted model, not a curated record. The transcript has 20 exons. Bases 153 to 2771 code for a protein of 872 amino acids. NCBI's taxonomy places the organism in Eukaryota, Metazoa, Chordata, Actinopteri, Cypriniformes, Xenocyprididae.